This is a messenger RNA of Mytilus trossulus (common blue mussel), 2046 nucleotides long. RefSeq names its product BTB/POZ domain-containing protein 6-like. Gene Ontology annotation, biological process: neurogenesis. Lineage: Eukaryota; Metazoa; Mollusca; Bivalvia; Mytilida; Mytilidae. Gene Ontology annotation, cellular component: cytosol. The transcript has 3 exons. Gene Ontology annotation, molecular function: protein binding. Bases 30 to 1301 code for a protein of 423 amino acids. The record is from RefSeq and is a predicted model, not a curated record.
GUCAUAUUAUCUUGUUUUCUUUAAGGACCAUGGACGCUGUUUGGCAAGAAGGAAAAUCACUAUCAGAUCGCAUGAAAUAUAUGUUAGACAAUCAGCUAAUGUGUGACGUCACAUUCCAUGUUGGAUCAGACAGGUCACCAAUUAAAGCCCAUAAGUACAUGCUUGCUAGUGCUAGCCCUGUAUUCUACAGCAUGUAUGGAGGGCCAUUAUCAGAAAAAGGUGAUGUUGAGAUUGUAGACAUGACUCAAGAACAUUUUAAAAUGAUGUUAAUGUAUAUAUACACCGACAAUACAAUUAUGAUAGACGCUAAAAGUAUCACAGGACUUAUGUAUAGCUCAGAAAAGUACAUGUUGGUAAAUUUGAAAGAACAAUGUAGUGAAUUCUUGAAUACAAAUAUCGAUAUAGAUCACGCAUGUGAUGUUUUUCAAACAGCGAAUGACUUUCACAUGGAGGACUUAAAAACAAAUGCACUGAAUUUUAUUUUUAAGAACCCAAGAGAGUGCCUCGACUCCGAUGAUUUUAAUCAUUUAUCCGCUGAAUGCGUUAAACUGAUAGUGGAAUCCGAUAAACUGAAUUGCGAAGAAGAAAUCGUAUUUAAGACAAUGAUAAAAUGGGCCAAACUGAGAUGUGAAAAACAAAGCAUACCGACAACGAAUGAAAACAUUAGAAAAGCUCUCGGUAACUUAUUAUACCUCAUACGAUUCCCUUGUAUGACACCAAAGGUUUUUACGGACAAUGUUUCAUCUAUGAACAUUCUUACAUUUGAAGAAAAAGAAAGAGUAUACGAUCAUUUCAACGGCAAACAUACUGAUAUUUUUUCUUCAAAAACGAGAUUUCGCGUGAUUAUCGUUAGAUGCGAAGUUGAUACCAGCAGCUUCACGUGGAGUUAUUCCGGAAUUGAUGACUGUAUCGAUUUCGAAACUUCCAAUGAUGCAGAACUUAUUUCCGUUCUUCUAUUUGGAUCUAAACGUGAUUCAGCCUUGAAUCGUUUUACAUUAAACAUUUUACACGGUUCUACGGUUCUCAAUACAAUCAAAAGCAAAUUAGAUAGUUCAUCUUCUAAUGACCAAGGAAUUUGUGAAAUUUUAUUAGAGUCCCCCGUUAAAAUAGUUUCAAAGACUACAUACACUGUUCAGCUUUGUAUGAGUGGACCGAGCACUGUGACAGGAAAAAAUUAUAUAAUCAAAAAUACUUCAAGUCAUGGUUAUUUUUCAGUGACGUUUUUACAAUCUUCUUUAUAUUCACAAAAUGGAACAUGCGAAAACCGUGGACAGAUACCCGGACUCAUUUUUGUACUGUGAUUUUAGCACAUUGAUAUUCAAACUGUUUAGAACCUUUCUUAUACAAUUGUCGAUAUCAUUAAGCUAAACCUAUAUCACUAAGUACUUUAUAUGGUUGUAAGUUUAAAAAGGGGUAAGUGGUGUCAUGUGCAUAUUACAGUCAUGACUUUUGAAAAGCUAAAUUGGAUUUAAACAUAUGAUUUAUAAAUGCAGUCAUUUUUUUUAUAAAUGUCUUAGAAAAUUAACAAAAUAAUAAGUCAAAAGAAUAUGACUACAUGGGUAUUAUUAUGUUAUUUAGGGAACAACCCAACGAUAUAACACCCAACACAGAAGGUCAAAAUUAUUGUUGUAUUGUCUAAAACCGAUUUUUUUUUAAUUCAAUUCAUAAGGAAGAUUUGAAUAUGAUGUGUAUAAAUAUACAGUCGUAUCAUAUACAUGAUAAGAUUAAAAAAAAUAGUGAGCAUAUUAAACAUUAAAUUGUAUUUUUGAUAAAUUCUAACGACUCAGUUUCGCCGCACUUAGUCACCCAACAGGUGUUAUAUGACAUCAGACAAAAUGUGGCUAGCUACAACUUGAGUAUAGCAAAAAAAGAUCUCACACAACAUGUUAACCUUACUGCUGUUUUGUACGUGUCCCAAGGCAAAGAGUCUCUGGCCAUUGUUUGUUUUUAUGUUUUUGUUUUAAAUUUUGAUUCCAUUUAUAUGUUUAUGAGUGUAUACAUAGUGCAUUUUCAUUAAACAAAGUCACAUUUUUGUUUCGAGGCCAG